Molecule: messenger RNA, 1576 nt
Organism: Panicum hallii
Lineage: Eukaryota; Viridiplantae; Streptophyta; Magnoliopsida; Poales; Poaceae
Product: patatin-like phospholipase domain-containing protein 4
Exons: 7
Coding region: 57-1262 (401 amino acids)
Biological process (GO): lipid homeostasis; triglyceride catabolic process
Cellular component (GO): lipid droplet; cytoplasm; membrane
Molecular function (GO): triacylglycerol lipase activity
Source: RefSeq, a predicted model, not a curated record
CUCCACGCGCAAAACGACAGAGGCGAAUCCGAGCCCCACAGGCCACAUCGCCUCGUAUGCUUCGCACGUGCCCGCGUGUCGGCGGCGGCGGCCGGCGAGGAGGAGCCCUCAUGGCCUCCCUCAUCCACUUCCUCCCUUCCUCCGCCUACUCCUCCUCCCAUCUCCCGCCCAAGCCCCAGCAGCCGCCUCGGCCAACUCCCACUCCCGCCACCGCGGCGGCGCGCCCGUCCCGGCUCCGCCUCCUGUUCGCGCGCGCCGCCGCGCGGCGCGACCCCGAGCCUUUGCCGUUCCCGGCGGAGGCGCCUCCGGAUCCCGCGGUCGAGGAGAGGAGGUCGCUGGCGGUGAGGACCGGGGAGCUGUUCCUGGGGCUGGCGGCGCUGCUGCUGCGCGGGACGGGGGCCAUGCGCGGGCGCGGCGGGGCGUCGGUGGAGGAGGUGGAGGCGAGGGACGGGGUGGUGUGGGAGCAGCGGCCCGAGGACGUGGAGGCCGAGAGGCGGCGGCGGGAGCUCACCACCCCCGGGUUCAGCUUCUCCGCGGCCGGGCUGCUCUUCCCCUACCACCUCGGCGCCGCGCAGUGCCUCAUGGACAAAGGCUACAUCACUGAGAGAACUCCGUUAGCUGGCUCAUCAGCUGGUGCCAUAAUCUGUGCAGUGAUUGCAUCUGGAAACACAAUGCAAGAUGCUCUGCAGGUGACUAAAGAUCUAGCUGACAACUGCCGGAGUAAGGGGACUGCAUUUCGUCUUGGGGCUGUGCUCAGGGAUGUCCUUGACAAGUUUCUACCGGAUGAUUUGCACAUCAGAUGCAACGGAAGGAUUCGUGUUGCUAUUACUCAGCUAUCCUGGAGGCCUAGGGGCUUACUAGUUGACCAAUUUGACUCCAAAGAAGAUGUCAUUAACGCUGUCAUUACAUCCUCUUUUAUUCCUGGAUACUUAGCUCCCAGGCCGGCAACUUACUUCCGUAACCGCCUAUGCAUUGAUGGGGGCCUUACAUUGUUUAUGCCACCCACUUCUGCUUCCGAAACAGUCCGAAUAUGUGCUUUCCCAGCCAACAGACUGGGUUUGGAAGGGAUUGGGAUUAGUCCAGACUGCAAUCCGGAGAACAGGGCUAGCCCAAGACAGCUGUUUAACUGGGCUCUGGAACCGGCGGAAGAUGAAAUUCUCGACAAGUUAUACGAGCUUGGGUACAUGGAUGCAGCUGUAUGGGUUGAGCAGAAAUCUAGUGAGUUGAUUGCGAAGAAUGAUCAACCUCUCGCUGUUGAAUGAGUCAAUCACCUUUGGUUCGCUCAGAACUGCUGGGUUCAUGUUCAUGGGAGUUCUAUACCUGUAAUAUAUUAUAAAGAUCGGAUUUUUAAGGAGAAGUACAUGAAAAGACGCCGGGAACUGGCCAUCAGUCGUUAGGCAUGACAACAACGCUGGAGGCAAGUUGAUAUUAGGGUUUACAGACUGAUCAGCGUAUUCAAAUGUAUAUAUUAGACAACGAGGUUUGACCUGAGAGCUCGUUUUGUAAUGGUACAGGGGAGUAAUGUUUCCACCUUGCGGACAGGCAACUCGCAUACAAACAACUUUCACAAAGUCAA